Molecule: messenger RNA, 354 nt
Organism: Spodoptera littoralis (African cotton leafworm)
Lineage: Eukaryota; Metazoa; Arthropoda; Insecta; Lepidoptera; Noctuidae
Source: the annotation of a GenBank genome assembly
AUGGAGUCUUCUAAAAUAUUUAGACCUUCGUCAGUGUCAAAACUCACUAAAGAAAGUCGCUCUAACAGUGCAAUUGUAUUUCUUUCUAUUUUUACAGUAGAAGUAAAUUCAUUAGUCAGAGAUGGGACAGGUAAUACUGGAAUUAUGAAAAAGUAUGCUCGCAAUGUCUUAUAUGACAAACUGCACAAAGGCGGUGUGUUAGUUUGUGUGGGCCUAACUUUGUAUGGCACAGUGCUGCUAGGUGACCAUUUUUAUAAGUACUUCAAGUAUGUACGACCACAGAUACAGGCAUCAAAGGAAGCUGCUGAAAAGGAACUGUUAUCUGAAGGAUCUUCAGAAAGACUAAAUAUGUGA